Daucus carota subsp. sativus is the source of this 1128-nucleotide messenger RNA. Its product is annotated as LRR receptor-like serine/threonine-protein kinase EFR. NCBI's taxonomy places the organism in Eukaryota, Viridiplantae, Streptophyta, Magnoliopsida, Apiales, Apiaceae. Bases 1 to 1128 code for a protein of 375 amino acids. The record is from RefSeq and is a predicted model, not a curated record. The transcript is spliced from 2 exons. Gene Ontology annotation, molecular function: protein binding.
AUGGUUCCGCCUUCACUUUACAACAGUUCAUCCAUGAUUGGUCUUGGUCUAAACGAUAACUUGUUAAAAGGCAUGCUUCCAUCAGAUUUCGGCUCAACCCUUCCCAAGCUGGAAAUGUUCUAUGCUGCAAAUAACACUUUUACAGGCCCAAUUCCACCGUCAUUAGCUAAUGCCGCCAAGAUAACUGCCUUUGAAAUCCAGGGAAACAGUAUUACUAGGCCUAUACCAAACCAUUUUGGGAGCCUCGCUAAUCUUCGAGUGCUAGGCCUGGGUGAUAAUCCACUUGGUGACAAUGUGCAUCCUAAUGAUUGGAGCUUUUUCAAUUCUUUGGUUAAUUGUACUAAUCUAAAAGCGCUCCGAUUAUUCAACAUGGGUUUAAGAGGGGAGCUCCCAAAUUCCAUUGUAAAUCUCUCCACCACCAUGGAUGAGCUGUAUCUGAAUGAAAACCAGAUAUCUGGAAGCAUACCUCGUGAAAUUGGAAAACUUGUGAACUUGGCAAUACUAUCUUUGGCUUACAAUAACUUAACAGGAUCCUUACCUUCUUCUAUUGGAAGUUUGAAACAUUUGGUUAUUUUAUCUCUUUCUUACAACAAAUUUACAGGAGAUAUACCACCAACUCUUGGUGGUUGUGUGAUGUUGGAGGGACUAUAUCUAGAAGGAAACCUUUUACAAGGUAGUAUUCCAUCUUCUUUCGAAGUUUUAAGAAGUCUUGCAUUUGUAGAUAUGUCGAACAAUAAUAUCUCCGGCAGUAUUCCAAGCUUUUUUGAUGAGUUUCAUCUAAUUAUAUUCCUUGACUUGUCGCACAACAAGUUUGAAGGUGAAGUGUCAAAACAAGGUAUCUUUUCAAAUUUUAGUGCUUUUUCGAUCAUUGAAAAUUCAGAGCUUUGUGGAGGUAUUGAAGCAUUGCAUUUGCCUGCUUGUCCCGUAAAAGUCUUGAGGAAUAAGAAAAAAGCAUUUGUCCUGAGAAAAAUACUAAUUCCAGUUCUUCCACUCCUUGCUAUGUUGUUAGCAUGUCUUGCCUUAAUUUUAUAUCGACGUCAAAAGUCCAGAAAGUUGAAUGAACCUGUCCCACUAAUGGAGGACAACCAAUAUCUCAAACUUUCAUACCAAGACCUUUUACAGGCUUAA